GCAGCACUGAUUAUAGGUUAGAGGUAGGAAGCUAUUUUACUGUCAUUGUACACUUCAAGAAUUUUAAGAUGAAUUAUUCUUUCAUCAGCAAUUUUAAUUCCAUAAAUAUUGUUGAAGUUUACAACAGCCUGUAGUGUUUUUUUGUAGUUAUUGUGUACAUCUGAUGAAUUAUUUAUCAAAAUAGUUCGAAUGUGAAGAUAAAUUAAAAAUAGGUGAGAAUUUAGUCAAUUUUGAUCCUACUUUUUUCUUCAAAUCAUGAAGUACAAUGACAGAGAACUGGUUAAAUUCGGAGAAAAUAAAUGUGAGUUGGAGGGAAUUCUCCACCACAUGAAACCACUGGAAAAUGACUGGUCUGACUGGUACCAAAGGCCUUCUUUCAAGGAAAGGUAUUUCAAAUUGAUAUCAAACAUUUUAUUCUACUACCGACUGGGCGAAGAAGAACCAAUGGGAAUUCUAGUAUUAGAGAAUGCUCAAGUGGCUUAUGAACGUCCCCACAAAGGUAUUCCAUUUGCUUUUUCCAUAACCUUCAAAGUUAAUGAUAGAUUUCGAGAUGAUGAAGCCAAGCAUAUAUUUUCUUGCCGCUGUGAUUCAGACGUAAGUAAAUGGGUAUCGGCACUAAAAAUGGCAUCAUACGAGUAUUGGAGAUCACAGUAUGUGAUUUUAAAAACCAAAAUCAGUAUGAAGACAGGAAAGGAUCCUGUUCUAGAAUACAUUAAGAGUAAAAAUUCCACAAAUAAUGUGAAUCGAACUGAGGUCAAGAAAACGAAGAUGAAAGAGACUAAAUCCACUUUUUAUAGUCAUAUUGAAACUACAUCGUACAGUGAAAGAACAUAUUCUUCAAGAAAAGUUACCUCAAGUGAUAACAAAGUUACUGUUGAAAAUUUAAUCAAUCUAUGAGUGUUUAGAUACUAGAAGUAUUAGUUUUUUCUGUGAAUUUUUGAAAAGAUCUCUUUAUUUAUGUUCUUGUAAUAGUAAUAUAUGAAGAUGAUUUCCCGA
Leptinotarsa decemlineata (Colorado potato beetle) is the source of this 996-nucleotide messenger RNA. RefSeq names its product pleckstrin homology domain-containing family J member 1-like. The record is from RefSeq and is a predicted model, not a curated record. Lineage: Eukaryota; Metazoa; Arthropoda; Insecta; Coleoptera; Chrysomelidae.